AGACUACAAACAUAUUUAACACCUGCUGAGUUUCCCACUCUAAACUCGCUCAACAACCAUGAAGCUCGCCAUCCUGGUCUGCGUUUCUGUUGUCUUCUACCUCACUAUGGUAGAAGCAGAAGCGACUGAUGAAAGUCCUAUAGUUUGUACUCGUGAGUACAAACCUGUGUGUGGAGACGAUGGGAUAACAUACUCCAAUGAGUGCAUGCUCCGCUGGGAAAGCAAUGCAAAGGAAGUGGUUGUCAACGUAAAGCAUGAAGGAAAAUGCGAGAGCUCUUAAACUGCGAGAGCUCCUAAAAUGCUGUUACAACAAUGUCAUCCCUUCCAUUUUAAUGCAAGAGGAACAACUAUAGUGUGAUUUUUCCCUCAUGCCAAAAAUCAGUACCUUAUAUGUUUGGUCAGACAUUGCAUUGUCACCAUGUAAUCUGCUGCAAUAAACAGUGAAGCAUUUAAAAACAUUCAUUUAUAGCUAAAAUGAAGAUCAGAGGAUAUGUUUAAAUAAAUUACAUUUUUUCCUUCCUUUAAAACUACUGUCCUUAAAAAUGAUCAUUUUAUAAUUACAUUUUUAUCUUUAGCUUUAGUUUUUUGUUGUUGUUGUUGAUCGAUAGACAGUCCAGAGACUAUUCUUGAGAUUUUUCCCCCCAAACCAUUUGGAAAAUAGGCAUUUUGGGUGGCAGUGUGCCAAAAUGCUGCAGGUGGCCAUUUUUGUAAUAACAAACCCCAAAUUUGCCAAGCAUUUUAUCACUUAAUUUUCACAUUAUUCGAGAACAGUUGGUUCUAUCAAAAUGCUUAUUGCCAUUCUAAACACUCUUUAAUGCUGGUUAUAAUGCAUUACCUUUGUAAUCUGCAAAUGUCUGUUUAGUAGAUAAAACAACUAAAUUACAGUUGAGAAUAUAUCAUGUAUAUUGCCAGUGCUUUCAUGUUAAAAAGCACAUAUGCAGCUGUCCAGUCAAUACAACUUAUAACCAUAAAUAUGCCAAUAAAUAUCACUUUGUUCCAAA
Danio rerio (zebrafish) is the source of this 1001-nucleotide messenger RNA. The record is from RefSeq and is marked validated. Gene Ontology annotation, cellular component: extracellular region. NCBI's taxonomy places the organism in Eukaryota, Metazoa, Chordata, Actinopteri, Cypriniformes, Danionidae. Gene Ontology annotation, molecular function: serine-type endopeptidase inhibitor activity.